Molecule: messenger RNA, 651 nt
Organism: Seminavis robusta
Lineage: Eukaryota; Bacillariophyta; Bacillariophyceae; Naviculales; Naviculaceae
Source: the annotation of a GenBank genome assembly
AUGCAAACAAAACUUGAAAAUCUCUCCAAGAAUAAUGCUGUGGUGGGGGCGCCGACGCACGAAAAGGUUGUGACCAACUCGCUCGCCCAUGGUGGAAUGUCUCGUCGAAACCGCAGGCAAUGGGGUGAUGGCCUGUGCAGCUGGUAUCGCCUACGGUAUGUUUUCUUCGAGCGAAGGUCGCAGGGGAAAUCCAGCGCCGCUCGUUAUUUUUGCCGAAAGAACUGCAAAAAGGCUGGGUGUCGAUCGAUCCUCAUUGGGGCAUCCACCAGCGGCGGCGGAGAGAGGUAUUUUCAGAGGGUAGCGGCUGACUUGGGCGUUGAAUUUACAUCCCCCAGCUGGGCUCGCUGUCUUGUGGCUGCCACGACAAAAUCUCCCCAAGAAGAGUUUAGUCCCUUUCUCUUUCUGGAUGAGUUCAACGACGGAACAAAGCAGGAUUUUCAGGACCUCAACAAGUUCAUGCGUGUUUGCCAAAACCUGGCCUUUUAUCUCAUCGUCAUUACUUCGGAAAGGGAGAUUGCCAAUGAUAUCAUGAAGCUCAACGCUUGGGGCAAAAUGCGGCCGCUAAAAUUCAUUCACAAUGGCCCCACCGAAAACGUACGUGGUCAGCCUGGGUCCCCGCUCUUUCCCCGUGCUCUAACUCGCCACCACUAA